Gryllus bimaculatus (two-spotted cricket) is the source of this 2304-nucleotide messenger RNA. The record is from the annotation of a GenBank genome assembly. NCBI's taxonomy places the organism in Eukaryota, Metazoa, Arthropoda, Insecta, Orthoptera, Gryllidae.
GAUUGAUUUUGAUCUUCCAUUCUGAGAACCAGCUUUCUAAUGUCCGAAGCUGCGUUUGGCUUGCAUUUGCUGUGACCUUGAAUGACGGCCGAGCCGUACAGAAGGUCCGCCGCGGGGGCGGCGGUGCGAGAGGGGGCGUGAGCGUGGGCGUGUCCGCAGGCGGAGCCGGCGCUCAUGUACGACUCCGUGCACGUGUUCGCGGCGGGGCUGGCGGCGCUGGACGCGGGCCACGACCUGCGCGUGGCCAACCUCUCCUGCGAGAGCGAGCUGCCCUGGGCCGACGGGCUCUCGCUCUACAACUACAUCAGCGCGGUGGGCGUGCGCGGGCUGACGGGCCGCGUGGAGCUGGUGGAGGGGCGGCGCACCAACUUCAAGCUCGACCUGCUCAAGCUGAAGCGCGAGCGGCUGAGCAAGGUGGGCGAGUGGACGCCCAGCGCCGGCAUCAACGUCACCGACCUCUCCGCCUUCUACGACACCAGCUUCACCAACAUCACGCUCAUCGUCAUGACCAGGGAGGAGAAGCCGUACGUGAUGGUGAAGGAGAACCGCAACCUGACGGGCAACGCGCGCUACGAGGGGUUCUGCAUCGACCUGCUCAAGUGGAUCGCGGCGCAGGUCGGCUUCCACUACGCCAUCCGCCUCGUGCCCGACCACAUGUACGGCGUCUACGACCCCGCCACCAAGGAGUGGAACGGCAUCGUGCGCGAGCUCAUGGACAAGAGAGCGGAUCUGGCUGUUGCAUCGAUGACCAUUAACUAUGCCCGUGAGAGUGUCAUUGAUUUCACCAAACCUUUUAUGAAUUUAGGAAUUGGAAUUCUGUUUAAGUCGCUGCGCCCGCCGCGCCGCGCCGCGCCGCUCAAGUCAGCGCGCUGCUUGCAGGUGCCCAGCAGCCAGCCGACGCGACUCUUCUCCUUCAUGAACCCGCUGGCCGUGGAGAUCUGGCUGUACGUUCUGGCGGCGUACUUGCUCGUUAGCUUCACGCUGUUCGUGAUGGCGCGCUUCUCUCCGUACGAGUGGAGCAACCCGCACCCGUGCCUCGCCGAGUCGGACGUCGUGGAGAAUCAGUUCUCGGUGUCCAACAGCUUCUGGUUCAUCACCGGCACCUUUCUCCGCCAAGGCUCCGGCCUGAACCCGAAGGUGUCGGAACGCGUGCCGAGUCGCUUGUUCUCGUUCAUGAACCCCCUGGCCCUGGAGAUCUGGCUGUACAUUCUGGCCGUCUACAUUCUGGUGUCGCUCACCACGUGGACGGUGGCGCGCUUCUCUCCGUACGAGUGGCGCUCGCCCGCGUCGUGGCAGGUGUCGGAGCAGCAGCAGCAGCAGCUCCUGCAGGCGCCCUGCUGCAGCGACGACUGCUCCGCAUCCUCGCUCUUCGUGGAGAACGACUUCACGCUCUCCAACAGCUUUUGGUUCGCCAUCAGCACCCUCAUGCAGCAGGGCUCUGACUUCACCCCGCAGGCGACGUCCACGCGCAUCGUGGGCGGCAUCUGGUGGUUCUUCACGCUCAUCAUCAUCUCCUCGUACACGGCCAACCUGGCCGCCUUCCUCACGGUCGAGCGCAUGAUCACGCCCAUCGAGAGCGCCGCCGACCUCGCCGACCAGACCGACAUCUCGUACGGCACGCUCGAGGGCGGCUCCACCAUGACCUUCUUCAGGGAUUCGAAAAUCGGCAUCUACCAGAAGAUGUGGCGCUUCAUGGAGAGCAAGCGGCCGUCGGUGCUGGUGUCGUCCUACGACGAGGGCAUCCGCCGCGUGCUGGAGGGCAACUACGCCUUCCUCAUGGAGUCCACCAUGCUCGACUACGCCGUGCAGCGCGACUGCAACCUCACGCAGAUCGGCGGCCUGCUCGACUCCAAGGGCUACGGCAUCGCCACGCCCAAAGGCUCUCCGUGGAGAGACAAAAUCUCGCUGGCCAUCCUGGAGCUGCAGGAGAAGGGCACCAUCCAGCUGCUGUACGACAAGUGGUGGAAGAACACGGGCGACGUGUGCCACCGCGACGAGAAGAGCAAGGAGUCCAAAGCCAGCGCGCUGGGAAUCGAGAACAUCGGAGGAGUCUUCGUCGUUCUUCUCUGUGGACUGGCGUUAGCGAUCUUGGUCGCCAUUUUGGAAUUUUGUUGGAAUUCGAAAAAGAAUGCUCAGACUGACAAGGCCCACCCCACUUAUGUGUACGUGCACCACGAGAAACCUAGUAGGAGCUCAGGAGGCGGAAUGCCGGAGAAACAACUCAACUGCCUUAGAUACCCCAAUCCUUGCUCCAAAGAUCAUCACUCCUUCCCUGAUAUGUGUGCACCCAGAGUAACCUACUGA